Messenger RNA from Mesorhabditis belari, 1104 nucleotides. The record is from the annotation of a GenBank genome assembly. NCBI's taxonomy places the organism in Eukaryota, Metazoa, Nematoda, Chromadorea, Rhabditida, Rhabditidae.
AUGAUGUUCUGUGGCCUCAAAAUCUACACAAUGUUAAAGCAGAAUGGCAGAAGUCGAAAAACGAGAUCACUGCAGAGGAAAAUCUUCUUUAUGUUACUCGUGCAGACUUGUUGUCCAAUCGUUUUCCUCCAAACGCCAUCUUUUUUCAACAUUGUCUCAACAGCCACCGGAUUUCAACAACCCAACUAUUUACCCUUCCCGUUAGCUUUGUUGCUACAAUUCUACGCAACCUCGCAUUUUUUGUCCACCAUUUUAUUUAUCAAGGAUUAUCGCAGAUAUUUCAUUAGCUGCUUUAGAAAGACAGUGGGUCGGUACAGAAGUGCGAGCAGUAUCGGGACGAGUGAAUUGAAUGUCAUGUCGAAGGGAGCAGCGGAUUUUCUUCCGCCAAAGAUCAGAUCCGACAUCAUUCGAGCAGCGCCUCUUGGUCCGACAAUGAUUCAAGUUGAUCAAAUUCGCUAUGUGAAGCUUCAAUUGAGCAGUUUUCGUGCGAUCUUCUCAAUGUCAAUACAUUUCUCAUCGAACGACUAUUUCUGCGGGAAAGUGAAUGUUUCCGUCGACAUCUCACGAUCUCGAGCUUUUUCCAGUAUCGGGAACAUGUGUUUGUGCACAUCCGUCACAUGCAGCGUCUACUUGAUAGUUUCAAACGAGAAGGAUGUGGGCAAACCCACCAAAAAUUUUCUUACAGCCGCCAAGGAUCCGAGAAUGUCAUCGUCGUCGAAAGAUCGCUCUUCAAAAUGUUGCGCUAUGACUGAAAGAAAAAGGCCACGAAAAGAACAAGGCGAUGAAAACCAAGCGGAUGAAACAGGCGCUGUCAGUCGUUUCGAGAAUCUCUUGAAGAAGACGGAGAACUUCGCGAAAGCUAUCGAUACCGGUGUUUGUGUUGAGGCAGAUGGAGGUAGUAUUUUACAUGGUAUUUCCCGCAAGCACGAUCGACGUGCAAAAAUGACGGCGGGAACUGUUCGGCGACAUCAGGCAAGCGAGGAAGAUGAGCAGGAGCUCAUGGAUAAACCGACUACCGAUGUGGGACCUAUGCUGUUCGACAAGUCUCCGAGCUAUAUCAAAAACGGGAAAUGCGGGAUUACCAAAUUCGUGGGCUCAAUUGGA